AUGACAGAGAGCUGCCUGGAGCAGUUACGGAAAACGUGGCUGAGGGAUGGUGUUCAGGCAUUUAUUCAGUCGGAGAGCAUAAUAGAAGUACUACGUUUUGAUGAUGGAGGGUUACUACAGACUGAGACAACACUUGGACUCAGUUCGUAUCAACAGAAAAGUAUAUCUCUGUACCGGGGUAAUUGCAGACCUAUACGAUUUGAGCCACCAAUGCUGGAUUUCCAUGAACAGCCAGUUGGAAUGCCAAAAAUGGAAAAAGUUUACUUACAUAAUCCUAGUUCUGAAGAAACUAUUACUUUAGUAUCAAUAUCUGCUACAACAUCACAUUUUCAUGCAUCAUUUUUUCAAAAUAGGAAAAUACUUCCAGGAGGAAAUACAUCAUUUGAUGUAGUUUUUCUUGCAAGAGUAGUGGGAAAUGUAGAAAAUACUUUAUUUAUUAACACAUCCAAUCAUGGGGUAUUUACUUACCAGGUAUUUGGUGUUGGGGUUCCAAACCCAUAUCGAUUGAGGCCAUUCCUUGGGGCCAGAGUCCCUGUGAACAGCAGUUUCUCACCUAUAAUAAAUAUACACAAUCCUCACAGUGAGCCUUUACAGGUAUAUAAAAUAAUAAUGCAUCUUUCAGUCAUUGUCAUCUUAUUCAUUAAACUAUGGUGGUUUUGCAACAUGACAAAAGCUGUGCUACAUUAUGGUCUGUUAACUUGUCAGGAGAUUCCUCCUUAUGAAACCAAGGGAGUGAUGAGAGCCAGCUUUUCAUCCAGAGAAGCAGAUAAUCACACAGCCUUCAUCAGAAUAAAGACUAAUGCUUCAGACAGCACAGAGUUUAUCAUUCUUCCUGUUGAGGUAGAAGUUACAACAGCCCCUGGAAUUUAUUCCUCAACCGAAAUGUUAGAUUUUGGUACACUACGAACACAAGAUCUACCAAAAGUUUUAAACCUUCAUUUAUUAAAUUCAGGAACAAAAGAUGUACCAAUAACAAGUGUUCGACCUACACCACAAAAUGAUGCUGUAACGGUACACUUUAAACCAAUUACAUUGAAAGCUUCAGAAAGUAAAUAUACCAAAGUUGCAACUAUUAGUUUUGAUGCAUCAAAGGCAAAAAAACCAUCUCAGUUUUCUGGGAAAAUAACUGUUAAAGCAAAGGAAAAGAGUUAUUCUAAACUCGAAAUACCAUAUCAAGCAGAAGUUUUAGAUGGUUACUUGGGAUUUGAUCAUGCUGCCACAUUAUUUCACAUCCGAGACAGUCCUGCUGACCCUGUGGAAAGGCCAAUUUACCUGACUAACACUUUCAGCUUUGCAAUCCUCAUUCAUGAUGUGUUACUACCAGAAGAAGCCAAAACAAUGUUUAAAGUUCACAACUUCAGCAAACCAGUCUUAAUUCUUCCAAAUGAAUCAGGAUACAUUUUUACACUGUUUUUUAUGCCCUCCACAUCAUCCAUGCACAUAGAUAACAAUAUUUUACUUAUUACCAAUGCUUCUAAAUUUCAUUUACCUGUGCGGGUAUAUACAGGCUUUUUAGAUUACUUUGUAUUACCCCCCAAAAUAGAGGAACGUUUCAUAGAUUUUGGCAUAUUGAGUGCUACAGAAGCAAGCAAUAUUUUAUUUGCAAUUAUAAACAGCAAUCCAAUUGAGUUGGCUAUAAAAAGUUGGCACAUCAUAGGAGACGGUUUAUCAAUAGAACUCGUAGCUACUGAAAGAGGCAACAGAACUACAAUAAUUACAAGCCUUCCAGAAUUAGAAAAAUCCUCUUUAUCAGACCAGUCAUCAGUAAUAUUAGCUUCAGGCUAUUUUGCAGUGUUCAGAGUCAAACUUACUGCAAAAAAACUGGAAGGGAUUCAUGAUGGAGCCAUACAGAUCACCACAGACUAUGAGGUAAAGACUAUGAGGAUUCAUGUCAAUGAGGUUUUUCUGAUAAUUCAGUCUCUUUUUUGUUGUUUUGGGAAAAUAGUUCAUCAAAGCUUAAAUAUUAUGAAUUCCUUCUCACAGAAGGUAAAGAUACAACAAAUACGAUCUUUGUCAGAAGAUGUGCGAUUUUACUACAAACGAUUACGGGGCAAUAAGGAAGACUUGGAGCCAGGAAAAAAGUCAAAGAUUGCAAACAUUUAUUUUGAUCCUGGACUGCAGUGUGGGGAUCAUUGCUAUGUUGGCUUGCCUUUUCUAUCCAAAUCUGAACCCAAAGUACAGCCUGGUGUAGCCAUGCAGGAAGACACUUGGGAUGCUGACUGGGAUUUGCAUCAAAGCCUAUUCAAAGGAUGGAUGGGAAUAAAGGAAAAUUCAGGUCAUAGAUUGAGUGCUUUAUUUGAAGUAAAUACAGACCUUCAAAAAAAUAUACUAUCAAAAAUCACUGCUGAGCUCUCCUGGCCUUCUAUAAUUAGCUCACCCCGACACUUGAAAUUUCCACUUACUAAUACAAACUGCUCCUCAGAAGAAGAGAUUACUUUAGAAAAUCCUGCAGAUGUUCCUGUCUAUAUUCAAUUUAUUCCUCUGGCUUUGUAUUCGAAUCCUUCAGUCUUUGUAGAUAAGUUAAUAUCAAGGUUUAACUUGAGUAAGGUGGCAAAGAUUGAUUUAAGAACACUAGAAUUCCAAGUCUUCAGAAACAGUGCUCAUCCACUGCAGAGUUCAACAGGAUUUACAGAAGGCCUCUCUCGACAUUUAAUUUUAAACCUAAUUUUAAAACCUGGAGAAAAGAAAUCUGUCAAAGUAAAGUUUACUCCAAUUCACAACAGAACUGUUUCUUCACUAAUCAUAAUCAGAAAUAACCUGACUGUGGUGGAUGCUGUGAUGGUCCAAGGACAAGGAACAACUGAGAACUUAAGGGUGGCAGGCAAGCUUCCAGGUCCAGGGAGUUCCUUACGCUUUAAAAUCACAGAAGCAUUAUUGAAAGAUUGUACAGAUAGUUUGAAACUAAGAGAACCAAAUUUCACAUUGAAAAGAACAUUUAAAGUAGAGAAUACGGGGCAACUUCAGAUUCACAUAGAAACCAUUGAAGUCAGUGGGUACUCAUGUGAGGGAUAUGGCUUUAAAGUUGUUAAUUGUCAAGAGUUUGCACUAAGCGCCAACGCCUCUAAAGACAUAAUCAUACUGUUUACUCCUGAUUUCACAGCUUCUAGAGUUAUUCGUGAACUGAAGUUUAUAACAACCAGUGGCUCUGAAUUUGUAUUUGUAUUGAAUGCAUCCCUUCCAUACCAUAUGUUAGCAACCUGUGCGGAAGCCCUACCCAGACCCAACUGGGAGCUGGCUCUGUACAUCAUCAUCUCAGGAAUCAUGAGUGCACUGUUUCUCUUGGUAAUUGGAACAGCCUAUUUAGAAGCUCAAGGAAUUUGGGAGCCAUUUCGAAGGCGACUAUCCUUUGAGGCCUCGAACCCACCCUUUGAUGUGGGAAGACCAUUUGAUCUCAGGAGAAUCGUUGGUAUUUCAUCUGAAGGAAACUUGAACACACUCAGCUGUGACCCCGGUCACAGUAGAGGGUUCUGUGGAGCAGGCGGCUCGUCGUCCCGACCCAGUGGAGGGAGUCACAAGCAGUGUGGCCCACCGGUGCACCCACACAGCGGUCACAGCAGUAGAAACUCAGCUGACGUGGAAAACGUCAGAGCGAAAAACAGCUCCAGUACCUCUGGCAGGACUUCUGCGCAGUCUGCUAGCAAAGCAAGCCCCCUUGUCUUAGAUUCCAACACAGUGGCCCAAGGUCAUGCCGCGGGCAGAAAGUCCAGAGGAGCCAAGCAGAGCCAGCACGGCAGUCAGCACCAUGCCCACAGCCCGCUGGAGCAGCACUCCCCGCCCCCGCCGCCGCCGCCGCCGCCGGGGCCUCAGCACCAGGAACCGCAGCUCGGGAGGCUGUCACCCGCCCCGCUCUCGCACCCUUCCCACCCAGAACGGGCCGGCAGCACAAGGCACAGCUCGGAGGACUCGGACAUCACCAGUCUCAUAGAAGCCAUGGACAAAGACUUCGACCACCAAGACUCCCCACCCCUAGAAGUGUUUACAGAGCAGCCGCCGUCACCGUUGUCAAAAAGCAAAGGUAAUCCUCCGUUCUCACUGUCAGAAAAGCGUGAUUUCAGUUCUUUAGAGCUCCCUUAUACCCCCCCAUUGGAAAGUAAACAACGCAGAAAUCUCCCAACCAAGAUUCCUCUUCCAACUGCAUUGACAAGUGGAUCCAAAACACGAAAUUCCCAGAAAACAAAAGGUACAAAUAAGUUAGUGGAAAACAGGCCACCUGCCCUAGCAAAAUUCCUCCCAAAUAGUCAAGAACUAGGCAACACCAGUAGCUCAGAAGGUGAAAAAGACUCUCCACCACCAGAAUGGGAUUCCGUGCCAGUUCACAAACCCGGCAGCUCUACCGACAGCCUUUAUAAACUUUCUCUGCAAACCCUCAACGCAGACAUUUUCUUAAAACAACGCCAGACCUCACCGACGCCUGCCUCUCCGUCCCCCCCCGCUGCACCUUGCCCAUUCUCGACCCGGGGCAGCUACAGCAGCGUCGUCAACAGCUCCAGCAGUGACCCUAAAACCAAGCAGCCAAAUGGAAGCAAACACAAAUUGACAAAAGCAGCCUCACUCCCUGGCAGGAACGGCAACCCCACUUUUGCUGCAGUCACCGCCGGGUACGACAAGAGUCCAGGCGGGAAUGGCUUUGCUAAAGUUUCUUCAAACAAAACAGAUUUUUCCAGCAGCCUUGGCAUUUCACACACUCCUGUCGACAGCGAUGGCUCAGACAGCUCGGGUUUGUGGAGUCCCGCCAGCAACCCCAGCAGCCCUGACUUCACACCCCUCAAUUCGUUCUCGGCCUUUGGAAAUUCUUUUAACCUAACUGGUGAAGUUUUCAGCAGACUCGGGUUAUCUCGGUCAUGCAAUCAAGCCUCCCAGAGAGGCUGGAACGAGUUUAGUAGUGGCCCUUCAUACCUUUGGGACUCUCCAGCAACGGAUCCCAGCCCUUCCUGGCCAGCCAGUUCCAGUUCCCCGACCCACACGGCCACAUCGAUCCUUGGCAACACCAGCGGCCUGUGGUCCACCACUCCAUUCAGCAACUCGAUCUGGUCCAGCAACCUGAACAGUACCCUGCCCUUCACCACUCCAGCCAAUACGCUGCCAAGCAUUGGCCUCAUGGGCACUGAAAACUCCUCUGCUCCUCAUGCUCCCUCCACCUCCAGCCCAGCCGAUGACUUGGGGCAGACGUACAACCCGUGGCGGAUAUGGAGCCCCACAAUCGGAAGAAGAAGCUCUGACCCUUGGUCUAACUCACACUUCCCUCAUGAGAAUUGAAAUUAGGCGACAACAACAAAAACUGGGGGCCCCUCGUCUAGACCAUAAUAUGCCAGUUUGUGAGACAUCUUCUUAAGGCUGUUACUGCUGUGGCUUCCCACUGCCCACCCUCCUCGUCUUUGCAAAACAGACUCAAGCAGGGCAGGCUUGUACCACUCGCUUCUUUCAGAUCUUUCUUGCAAUUAUGAUAAUAUGAGAUUUGCUGUUGUGCUUUUAGGGAAAAAAGUCUGGACUCAGCCACAAACUCUAAUAAGACCUGUACAUCUGAAAACCUUAACUGCUAUCAAGUUUCCACCACCUGUCUUCUUCCAUCCUUUAUUUAUCUGUAUGAACACAAAUUUGACAUUUACAGCUAAGGAAAUAAUUUGAGUUGAUUCAGAAGUCCUGGCAUGUGACAAUUUUAUUAAAUUACCAAGUUUGGUUUUUAAUAAUUUCACAAUAUUAUGCACCAAGAUCUAAUUUUAAAAAUGUAUGAGGACUUUGUGCUGAAAAAUAGAGUAUUUUUUUAAAAUAAGGCUGUCUUGGUUUAAAAGCAGAUUACAGAAAUGUAAGUCAACUUUAAGAACAGUGAAUGAAUGUAAAAACAUUCGGUUGAGACCAUAUGCAUUUUCUGUGCUGUUUGUACUUGAGGUAUGUACCAUUUGUAUACCUGAAUUUAUUUUAAAGAUAAACUGAAAUGCACAUAGCCAGGUCUUGGGAUACAAGAUUGAAUGUGUAUUUCUUAAAAAUACAACUUUGUGUUGUACUUUGAAAUAAAUGAUGCUUUUUUCAAAAGCCUUGAA
Messenger RNA from Leptonychotes weddellii (Weddell seal), 6038 nucleotides. The record is from RefSeq and is a predicted model, not a curated record. Lineage: Eukaryota; Metazoa; Chordata; Mammalia; Carnivora; Phocidae.